AUGGCUUCGCCCCUCGAUAGCUCAAAUUCCGCGCCGUACGCGCCGAGUCCACGUCUUAAUCGCGCAUGCGAUGCUUGCCGCUUGGCGAAGCUCCGCUGCCUCCCAGAUGGCACUUCGCCUGUGGGAGAUUGCCAAAGGUGCUCCAAAUCACAACGAAGUUGCGUUUAUGCGCCAGUGAAGAAGAGAAAGCCGCGCGCCAGGACGAACACCCGGAUCACCAAGCUUGAGGGAGAGGUUCGCGCGAUGAUGGUUUUAUUGGAGAACAAGGACAGUACUGACGAAAAGUCACCUGAUUGUGGGAUUCCUCGCGCUCUGCCUAACGGAGUCAACGGAGUCGGUGUUUUUGAGGCUGGAACGAAGGUUAACGGCCCGCACGAUGCGUCAUCACCAAGACCAGUGCCUUUUAUACCGUCAGAGGUGACGACUGGGAGCCUGGACGUCGUGCAACGGGGCAUUCUCAAUGACGACCUCGCCGAUGAGCUGGUUGCAGCAUACGUCAAGUAUCUCAAUAAUGACUAUCCUGGAGUUGAUCUGCCGAACGAGACGAAAAGUCGCAAAUUGCGGAGUGAGAUGCCGGUGCUAUGGUUGGCGGUUCUAGCCGCAGCCUCGCAUGGCCAUGCCCCUGAGUUGGCCAUCGAACUCAACGGAGAAUUAGCUCAGACACUAGGCGCUGAGACUUUUAACAAAGGGACAAAAUCCAUCGAGUUGGUGCACGCAUUACACAUCGCCACUCUGUACUACAAUCGCCCAACGCAUCCCUCCCGCGAUCUCUUCUUUCAGUAUGCUAGUACAUCUUCGAGCAUGUUCUUUGACUUGAGUAUUGCACAUGAAGCCGGUGAGCUUGAGGAGUUGUCCUCAAAUUUAUUCGAUAGUUAUAGAAGAUUGCUUUUUUGCUACUUGUUGAGCUCAGGACUGGCUCUAAGACUUCGACGGCCGUCAAUUGUGCCGUACAACGACUCUGUCAGGAGCGCACUGUCACUUCUUGAGACACUGGGGUCAUUGAAUGAUCGACGCCUCGUCCGCUGGGUUGAACUCCAUCGCGUGAUCGACGAAACAGCCACGUAUUUUGGACUCAGCGGCUUAAAUAUGCGCAUACAACUCAGCGACUCACAGGCAUCUUCGGUCCUUCAAACAUUUGAGGAAAAAAUGGGGGCGUGGAUGAGGAAAUGCGAGACAGACUUUCAGAGCGAUCCGCUGAUGAUUGAGUAUCAAUCUCACUUGGUCACCAUGUACGAAAUCGUCUUGUCGGAUGGAAGGGGCCUCGCGGGUGAUCACGCAGACAAGAAAUUCCACCUUCCACCACCGGAAGCGACUGAAUUUACCCCUUUCACUCCGUCAAAAACGUUAAUAGCACUUAGGUGCGUCGAAGCCGCGAAGGGAUUGCUCGACAGGGUGAUUGCCAUGGACCCGGACCGCCUGCGCUGGAUGCCUAACGUCUUGUUUGUCCGCAUGUUUCAUGGUCUCAUCAUCCUUAUCCGCUUGUCCUUCCAACUCUGGGCGGAAGGCUUUGGCGAUUCAACGAUUCAAAACUGUUCAGUGACCGACUUUUACGUGGAGUCGAUCUUGGCGAGUCUGGUCGGUGCAGCGUGCGAUGAUAAAUACGCAAUACCGGCGAUGUGGGCUGGGAAAGUGGGAAAGGAGGCUAAAUCAUGGUCACAGAAGCUGAAAGGAGUUAUGAUCGGAGAGGCUGAAGGAGGGUGGUAUUGGUCCCAGCAACCUCCUACCGAGCUACCGCCUCUGUCGAGCUCCUAUCCGAUGGCUGCCACUACUACUCCGCAGUCGGCCGGACACUUGUCACCCCCGUGGCUCGACGCAUUCUGUGGAGAGGAAGCGACUGUUUUGGAACCUCGUCAGACUUGCGAGGACUCGUCCGGAAACCCUAGUAGCGAAGCGCUGAACUUGAAUAUGCCUACCAACGCUACUGCGGCUAGUUUCGAGGUCCCGGGUUACAGUCAUCUCAUCGACACGACUGUGUAUGGCAGUUUGACGAUAGGCAACAAGAGUAUUCUGCAACAGUUUGAUUCUGACAUGGCAGAACCAUGGAUGGCCAGCUUCGCUUCGCGACCUGGCUUCUGA
This is a messenger RNA of Fusarium oxysporum Fo47, 2076 nucleotides long. RefSeq lists its product as uncharacterized. The transcript has 5 exons. Gene Ontology annotation, cellular component: nucleus. Gene Ontology annotation, molecular function: transcription cis-regulatory region binding; zinc ion binding; DNA-binding transcription factor activity, RNA polymerase II-specific. Gene Ontology annotation, biological process: regulation of DNA-templated transcription. Lineage: Eukaryota; Fungi; Ascomycota; Sordariomycetes; Hypocreales; Nectriaceae. The record is from RefSeq and is a predicted model, not a curated record. The coding region runs from base 1 to 2076 and encodes 691 amino acids.